Ilex paraguariensis (yerba mate) is the source of this 1232-nucleotide messenger RNA. Lineage: Eukaryota; Viridiplantae; Streptophyta; Magnoliopsida; Aquifoliales; Aquifoliaceae. The record is from the annotation of a GenBank genome assembly.
GUACCAUGGCACUAUCACAAUCUCUUAAGGUGGCGGUGAUCGGAGCCGGAGUCUCCGGCCUCCUCGCCGCUCGUGAGCUUCAAAGAGAAGGCCACCAAGUUGUAGUCUUGGAAAAAGCAAACCGAUUCGGUGGAACAUGGGUGUACAACUCACGAGUCGAGGCUGAUCUACUCGGCCUUGACCCAAAUAGAGAGAUUGUACACAGUAGCCUCUAUAAAUCACUUCGCACAAACCUUCCUCGAACCAUAAUGGGGUUUUCGGAUUACCCAUUUACAAUGAGUGAAAAUGGGGAUUCUAGGAAUUUUCCGGGUCAUGAAGAGGUGCUCAAGUUUUUGGAGAGGUUCGUGAAGGACUUUGGACUUAAUGAAUUGAUACGGUUCAAUUCCGACGUUGUCCGAGUUGAAAUGGUUGACUCAGGGAAUAUUGAUGAGUGGGUGGUGGAGUCCAGAACGAGUGGGAUGAGUUUGGAGGAGGUUUUUGAGGCUGUGGUGGUUGGUAAUGGUCAUUACACAGAACCAAGAGUGGCCAAAUUUCCAGGUUUUGAGAAAUGGCCUGGAAAGCAAGUUCAUAGUCACAAUUAUCGUCAUCCUGAACCAUUCUGUGAUCAGGUGGUCGUUAUAAUUGGAAGCGGGCCGAGCGCUUAUGAUAUGUCGAGAGAAAUUGCAACCGUUGCCAAAGAAGUUCACCUUUCAUCAAGAUCUCCGGGUGUUAAAGCUUCAAAAUCAGACAACUACAACAAUAUAUGGCAGCAUUUAAAGAUUGAUUAUGUUACAGAAGAUGGUAUGGUAGCCUUUCAAGAUGGAUUCAUUGUUCAUGCAGAUACUAUUCUCCAUUGUACUGGCAUUGAGGACAACCGUGUUGGGCCACUGUACAAGCAUGUCUUCCCUCCACAGCUUGCUCCGAGGCUCUCUUUCGUUGGAUUACCUAAAAGGACUAUAAUAUUUCUUAUGCUGGAAUUACAAUCAAAGUGGAUUGCACAAGUUUUAUCUGGCAAGGUGCUUCUACCAUCCCAAGAACAGAUGUUAGCUGAUAUUCAAGAAUACUAUAAGCAUUUGGAGGAAUGUGGAAUUCCCAAGCACCGUACUCAUACUCUAAGUCCAACAGAGCUUGAUUAUCAGGACUGGUUAGCUGCUCAAAUAGGAAUGCCACCACCAGAGGAGGGGCUGAGAGAGAUAUAUAGGCAGACUUUGAAGUGCAUUAUUUCAAAAAAGGAUAAUUUCAGGGACGAAUGA